Molecule: messenger RNA, 753 nt
Organism: Hyla sarda
Lineage: Eukaryota; Metazoa; Chordata; Amphibia; Anura; Hylidae
Product: taste receptor type 2 member 4-like
Exons: 1
Coding region: 1-753 (250 amino acids)
Biological process (GO): G protein-coupled receptor signaling pathway; detection of chemical stimulus involved in sensory perception of bitter taste; sensory perception of taste
Cellular component (GO): membrane
Molecular function (GO): bitter taste receptor activity; G protein-coupled receptor activity
Source: RefSeq, a predicted model, not a curated record
AUGUUCAUUUUUAUUGUUAAUAUUGUGAACUGGACAAGAGACAAAACCCUUCGACCAGGAGACCGGCUGAUCACCAGUAUAAGUGUAUGCAACCUCGUAGAAGAAAUGAUUAUGUCCAUAAGAUUUCUGCAUCUCAUUUGGAAUAGUCCCGUGCUCUUGAAGGUAUACUUUGCUUUGCGUUUUAUGGUUGUUUCUUGCAAUGUCUGGUUCUCCACCUUCCUCUCUGUUUACUUCUGUCUGAAGAUUGUGAAUGUGAAGAAUACAAUAUAUAUCUGCUUACAGAGGAACUUCUAUAAGAUCUUACCUUGGCUUUUUAUUUCAACCGUAGUUGGGUCUGUACUUGGGGGUGUCCCAUUGCUCUCUAAAUUCUCAGAAGAAACAUCCUUGAAUUCAACGCUCAGCUCCUCUGUUGGGUAUAGGCCAAGAAGAUCUUCAUUUAUUUAUGUCGAGGUGAAUAAGAUUUCAGCUGUUAUCAUUCUACAAUCCACGGCACUCUUGGUAUUCUCCAGCUCAACCUUGGCCAUCAUCACGUCUCUCUUCAAACAUAUAAAACAGGUUCAACAAAAUCUUGGUGGUUUUAGGAGACCCAACAUGGAAGCCCACGUCCAAACAUUGAAGACUGUGACAUUUUUUCUCUGUAUUUAUAUUAUGGUUAUUUCUUUUACGUUGACGUUAAGUUUGCUGUCCUUUUAUGACAUGUGGUCUUAUGUGAUAUAUCCUCUGUUUGGCAUAAGUAAAGUGAUGGCCUGCUGA